This is a messenger RNA of Carya illinoinensis, 2021 nucleotides long. RefSeq names its product transcription factor VOZ1-like. NCBI's taxonomy places the organism in Eukaryota, Viridiplantae, Streptophyta, Magnoliopsida, Fagales, Juglandaceae. Gene Ontology annotation, biological process: regulation of DNA-templated transcription; positive regulation of long-day photoperiodism, flowering. The transcript is spliced from 5 exons. The record is from RefSeq and is a predicted model, not a curated record. The coding region runs from base 333 to 1781 and encodes 482 amino acids.
AAAAGCUUUUCUGAUUGGGAAAUUUGGAAUCAGAAAAGAAAGAUUAAAACUUUGGAGGGUGAGGGCAUCUCUUUUCGAUCAGUCUAGUCCUCUCGAAUAUUUCUCUCUCUCUCUCUCUCCCUACAAUCUCCGAACCAUUUAUUUCCUGCAGCAUAGGGGUUAUAGAUAGAGAGAGCGACACUCUCUCUGUGGGUUUCCAUCUUUUCUGAGUUUGGUUUUUCAAUUCCCGUCCUGUUUUUAUUUGCUAAUUGUCCUGAUCUUUGACGGCGAUCACCUGAAGACUUCUGCCUUUUUCUGGGCUCUACAAAGAAGUAAGGUUGGAAGGCUUACUGAUGGGGAAGGGUUCGAAGAGCAAUUGCAAGUCUGCAUCACACAGGCUCUUCAAGGACAAGGCAAAGAACAGGGUUGACGACCUCCAAGGGAUGUUCGUGGAUCUGCAGUUUGCCAGGAAGGAGAGUCGCUCGAUCGAUGCUGCAGUACUUGAGGAACAAGUCCAUCAGAUGCUCCGGGAGUGGAAAGCCGAGCUCAAUGAGCCCUCUCCAGCUUCUUCUUUGCAACAAGGGGGUAGCCUUGGGUCUUUCUCCUCGGAUAUAUGUCGUCUAUUGCAGCUUUGUGAAGAGGAAGAUGAUGCCACUAGUCCAUUAGCUGCGCCAAAUCCCGAGCCUAAUAAUCAAAGUACACAAGUUGGAGACAGUUUGAUCUUUCAAGAGGGAUUUACUGUGAAUCAGGGGCAGCAGGACCAUGGUUUUCCAUUGAUUGUUGAAUGCAAAAACCCGUCCCCAGAAGGUCAUGAUGUGUCAGUUAAUAACUCGGAUGGGGCUACUCAUUUGGACUAUCAUCAGUUUGAUUUGCAUCAAGACUUUGAGCACAACUUCUACACUGGUUUUAGUGGUACUGGUUUGUCUAGGGAGGAUGGCGUGCCUCAUGUUUCUAGCUAUCUGCCGAGUAUAUGCCCUUCACCUUCUGCUUUCCUAGGCCCAAAAUGUGCACUUUGGGAUUGUCCAAGGCCUGCACACGGCUUGGACUGGUGUCAAGACUAUUGCAGUAGCUUUCAUGCAGCUUUAGCAUUGAAUGAAGGUCCACCUGGCAUGGGUCCUGUUCUAAGACCUGGAGGCAUUGGCCUGAAGGAUGCUCUCCUUUUUGCUGCUCUUAGUGCAAAGGCACAAGGAAAAGAUGUUGGUAUCCCAGAAUGUGAGGGAGCUGCUACUACAAAGUCUCCAUGGAAUGCACCUGAACUCUUCGAUCUAUCAGUUCUGGAAGGUGAAACAAUUAGGGAAUGGCUCUUUUUUGAUAAGCCUCGAAGAGCAUUUGAGAGUGGGAACAGAAAGCAGAGGUCAUUGCCAGAUUACAGUGGGCGCGGUUGGCACGAGUCAAGGAAGCAGGUGAUCAAUGAAUUUGGAGGCCUGAAGAGGUCCUACUAUAUGGAUCCACAACCUCUUAACCAUUUUGAGUGGCACCUCUAUGAAUAUGAGAUCAAUAAGUGCGAUGCUUGUGCUUUGUAUAGAUUGGAAUUAAAACUUGUUGAGGGGAAGAAGAACUCCAAGGGGAAAAUAACCAAUGACUCAGUUGCUGAUCUGCAGAAGCAGAUGGGAAGGCUCUCUGCUGAGUUUCCAUCUGAUAUUAAGCGCUCUAUGAAGGGGAGGGCCAAAGUUAAUGGAAAGGCUGGUGUAGGUCAUGUUUACCCUGUUGCAAAUCGAGUAACACCAACAAAUGGGGCAUAUGGGAUAAAUGCACCAUAUGAUUAUCUUGUUGAGAAUAUGGGUGAGUAUUAUCUGACGUAGUUAUAGAAGAUUGGCUGGAUGCUGAAAGUGCUGGAUGUUGUUAGUUUAGUUACAUUAGGCAGCAAGCAAUGGGGUUGUGAUUUUUAUUUUAUAUUAUCUUUCUCUUCACUCGUUGGUUCUCUAGAAUUGUGAAUGGCUCAUUCUCACAUGAAGUGCGGUAUUAGAGUGUCCCAAAAACUGGAGCUUAUUUUUAACUUCUGAAAUAUGGUGACAAACUGAUAGAAUGGGUGAUUUUCGUCA